Messenger RNA from Homo sapiens (human), 852 nucleotides. RefSeq names its product testis-specific serine/proline-rich protein. The transcript has a single exon. The record is from RefSeq and is marked validated. Bases 1 to 852 code for a protein of 283 amino acids. Lineage: Eukaryota; Metazoa; Chordata; Mammalia; Primates; Hominidae.
AUGAGCUCCCCUUCCCACACCCCUAAUCCAUCCCCUACCCAGUCUCCCUCCCAGUCCCGUUCCAACAACAUUGUCACCCCUCCAGGCCAGCAGCCUGCCCCUUCCCCCUCCCCCACUCGGGGCUCUUCCUCCCGGCCCCCCUCCCACCCUCCCACCCCAAAUGCCUCACAGCCCUCUUCCCGGACUUCGUCCCUGAACCCCAGUCCUCAGGUCCAACACGUGCCCCGCGGGGCUGCCCAAACCCCCACCCCACCCACCUCCAAAUCUCCCUCCCAGUCUGGUUUCAAAUCCCUCUCUCGAAACCCUUCCCUAACCCCCGCUGUGCCCCCCAAGUCCUCCUUCUACAGCCCUGCCACCUCAUCUUCCUAUAUCGGGCCAAUUCAGAACAUCCCGUCCUAUAUCACCCCCUAUGUGCCCCGCUUUCUGAAGGAGCCCCCCUUUUUCCAGCCCCCCACAGCACCACUUCCCCAAAACCCAUGCUUUGCCUGUCCCUCUCCCUGCCCUGCCCGGAAGCCCCCACCCCCUCCUGACUCACUCUACUUACCUCUCCUUCCCCCGCCCCCCCACCACCCCCAGUUUAACUGCCCCUUCCCAACUCCCCCCGGUCUGUUCAUGCCCCCCUCCUCUCUCUCCUACACCCCGCCCGUGGAGGUCCUGGUGAGCGGGAAGCCGCACGUGGUCCCCAACGUACUGCCUGCCACCUUCUACACCCCCUUCUCCCGCUACUACUCCCAGCCCCGCUCCUACCGCUCAGGGUACCGCGGCUACUCCGGCGCCCUGACCCUCCCCUCCAUCUCCCCCUUGCAAUACGACGGCUCUGGGCGCUCUGUCCACUUCUAUCAUGGGUCCUAG